CUUGGACAUUUGGCACAACAGCGAGAAGACACCGCCCCGCCUCGCUGCGGGUUUGUUUACAUCACGUGGUCGGCUCAGCUGACGAGACGGCGCUCCAGUGUCUUUCCUGUCACAUUGCUUUGUCUUCACCCCACAUCCGCUAAGUCUCGUCUGUCACCCUCCCUCAUCGCAUUAUGUGACCUUGAGCCUAGGUUGGUGAUGUCAUUACUUCAGGAACCAAGGACACUGCCGACCGUAUCUAUUUUACAACGCCCCGAGACCAACCUUCACCUGACACCUCACUGAAAGAACCACAGUAGUCUCUUUUCUCAGCAUAAUGUCAAGAUGGCAGGCAGAACCAAGCAUCCUCAGGGCCACAGCUUUCCCAUCAGGCCCUCUGAAUCUCCCUCAAAGUCUUGACAUCCAGUCCACUAUUGCUCCCCCAACCUUCAGGCCAUGGGGACCCAAUUCUGCCAAUGAAGACAUUGUGGUACUGGCUGAGUUCUCUGAGAUUGAGGGACCCAUGCCUCUUCUCUCUAUACCUCAGUUACCAUCACUCCAAAUUGACCUCAAUGAAUUUGUUGUGAAAGUUUUGUCCACAGACUACCUCAACACAAGUGGUGAGUUCCGGGUGUAUGAAGAUACUCAGCUGGUACAACAAGACCUAACCCCCGAAGUGCAUGUGUAUGUCCAUUACUUCACGCUCUACGAUGUCCGUGCUCGGGGCUUUGUGCGACCCAUGUGCCUAUCCUACAUUUCGGCUGAUCACCAGAAGCUACUCUAUUACUUUUCACAUCUCAAACAGAAAUUUACAGCUGCUACAGAGUUCUUGAAGAUGAGCAACUUCACCUGGUUUUCAAAGGAGAUGGAAGGACUGAUUCGUGACCUGGAGUACACCAAGGACCGCUUCAUUCAUUCCCAACGCACUACUUUUGCUCCCACAUCCCUUGAAUCCACAAGAGAUUCACCUUCUAAAGAGGAGGACAUGAAUGAUUCUCCAAGCAAGGACAAGAGCAGCAGUGUUGUUAUGACUGUACAACUUAACGAUUCGUCAUCUAACUUAAAUCUGCCAAACCCCAGUCAGUUGUUUUCUGAAGAUGGUCCUCCAUUAGAUGUUCCUGACCAAAUGAAGAGGGAAGACCCUGGCCUUUCCCCUAUAAUCAAGACUAGUCCAAAGGAGGAGGAGGAAGAAGAGGAGGAGGAAGCUCUUUUAAAGCACACAACACUAGAAAGCUUAGCAACGCAGCUCAUGGAAUGUCAGCAUAUCCUGGAUGUCAUCAGGCCACAUAUGGAAAAGAAGGAUAUUGAGGAAGACCUGAAUAAUUUGACCGAGCUUAUCAUGUCUAGCACUCAUUCACCUCUCUUCAGAGCAUUGAAAGAUUUAGGAAUGCUGGAGAAGCCUGAGGUCAAGACCCAGCCAGCCAUAUGCAUCAUGUCUCUCAUGAAGCGAAAUUUCCAUGACAUGCGUUCCAUCCAGCAGUUGUGUGGAGUAGGGUAUGUGCGCUGCCUGUUCCAGUUGCGGGGCAUCUAUGAGAAAUUCUGCAAGCCAUUCCUUACUCUUAGAUUUGAAGACCUUGACAGUGAGAUCUACAAGAAUCCAUUUGGCUCCCUGUUCAUUGGGAAUAUGCCUGUCAUUAACAUACUAAAGGAUGAGGGGAGCAGCAAGCCCCCACUCCAGACCAGUCCAUACUCUGGCUUAUGUUGGGAUACUCAUUUUGUAAAGUUUCUCAGGAAUGGUACAUCCCAUGUGUCCACCCCAGACUCAGAGUACAUAGCUGCUGUGGACAAUCCCUUGGACAUAGCUCUUGUAUCUGCAGCAGCUGACUGUCUGGAAGUAUUCUCUCGCUCAGGGGAAGAAAAGAUCUCCAAUGUACAGUCACCAGAAAGCCAGAACCCCAAUAGUGAAAGUUCUGUCAAACAGGACUCUUCCAGUGAUAAAAGAGAUGAUAAAAAUAUAACUGAAUCUCCAGGAGUAGAGGAAGCAAAGGACACAGUUGAAAACAAGUGUUCUACUUCACAAAUAACUAAAGACAGGAAAGGUGGCACUGAGGAGAGAAGAAAGAUGCUGGUUACUCAGUCGAGUGUGACCAGCAUGAGCAGCUGGACCUCCAAUCCAGCUCUGGACUUUGUAGAAUAUGAAGACAUUCAUGAGGAGGAGGGGGUGGAGGAAGAUGUCUCCACUUUGGCCAAGGGGGAAUUAGUCCCUCAAGUAGAUAUUGACAACAGAAAGGUGAUCAGUAAAGUAUGUCGGUUGGCUGGUCUGGUGCAGCAGUUUUGUGGGGUGUCUCACUGUUUGGUUCACUCCCUACUCUCUGGCCGGCCUGUUCUCAUUGCUGCAGAAGAAGUUUACAAGCCAACUGUCAUCAUGUAUGUACGAGCUCUCUCCACCCUCCUGCCACGGGUCCCAACCACUCAACUGCCAGUUCUCAGAUGGCACACUGGCACUGUGACAGAGCACCAUCUGCAGCAGUAUAAAGUGAUGGGGGUGUGCAUCCCUGAACGCCUCCAUGUCCAGGACCUCAUGUCAAAUGCAACACUGAACCAAGUGACGGUGCUUAACAUCGAGACAGGCCACAUCUCAGGGGUGGCCUACAGUGGCACUCUGGUUCGGGGGGUGGAGCACUAUGGCCGUAAGCUGUUUCACUCAAAUUCUGCUCUCCAGUCGUGCCUGCAGUCAAUCAUAAUAGGUCUAGGUCUGAAGGUGUACCUGCUGCACUACCUGAUGGGCAUCACCAACCGCACCACAGGGGAGAUCUUGAAGGGUCUUGGGGUGGCUAAGGGAGACUGGGAUAUUAUCAUUUAUUUGGCUGCACUACUUCAAAAACAGUUGAAAAUGAAGCAGGAAAGUCUUUCAGUUAAUUAGCUUCAUUACUUAUAUGUGGUGGUUAUGAUUCUUUAUUGAUUACUCAUUCAGUAUUAUCUGUAUCAUUGAAAUUGAAUGUUUUUUUGCACAUAUUUUGAUUGGACCUUUUUACCACUUGAUAUUAAACUUGAAUAUUAUGCUACUUUGAAGUGAGUAAAGCCUCAAGUGGCAAAGCAUCACAUGGCAAAGAUUUGACAUCAGUCCCAUUCCAAACAAAUUAUUCUUUUUCUUAUAAUUUUUUCUCAUGGUGGCAAAAAAUUUUUAGUAUGAAGAAUCUUUCACUCAAAAAUGUCAUAGAAUUUUAACAUUAUUAAUUGAAUCCACUAAAUUAAAAAGUCUACAUUAAACAGAAUUUUUUUUUAAUAAUAAUAAUAAUAACAAAAUCAAUAACAACAAUAAUAAUAAAAAUAAUAAUAAUAAUGAUAAUGAUAAUAAUAAUAAUAAUAAUUAUAAUGAAUACAUUUUCAACAAAAGUUUAUGGUUAUAAUCAUUUUGCUCAUGACUAUUACCAUAAUCACUUAAAUCAGUGUUAAAGACAAAAUAAUUUAAUUCAGUAUGUUAACAAAGAGCCAGAUAUAUUAGUCAUUCAUUUGUUUGUUUCACUUCUAGUCAGGUAGUGAAUCCUGGAGGUACUGGAGUGUUUUCUCUCUUUCUACCCAUUUCACUUAAGUGCCUACCACUGUCUUACUAUCUAUUUAUAAUGGCUAUUUUGAUACGAGAGAAUGGGUGAA
Molecule: messenger RNA, 3573 nt
Organism: Portunus trituberculatus (swimming crab)
Lineage: Eukaryota; Metazoa; Arthropoda; Malacostraca; Decapoda; Portunidae
Exons: 12
Coding region: 317-2842 (841 amino acids)
Cellular component (GO): guanyl-nucleotide exchange factor complex
Molecular function (GO): GTPase activator activity
Source: RefSeq, a predicted model, not a curated record